UAUAAAACUAAGAGACGAGACAAUAUGUAUCUGCAUGCAACAAUAUGAUACUGCUGUUUUCAGAGUUCAGAAUGGACUGCAACAGCAUUCUGUAGCUAGUAGAGCUUGAUAAGAGAACAUGAUAUGCAGAUCUAUAUAUAGAAUACUGCUAGUAACUCGGCAAUGCAAUAUCGAACAGUACAUAGCAAUUGUAGAUAUUGCUGGAAAAUAAAACAAGCUAUUCUAACAACGCACUUGCAACGCAGUUCAACUAGGAUAUUACAGAAUAUAUAAGAAUAAAGAUUCAACGGUGACGACAACAGUAUGAUGCGACGUAAAAGAAGUCCAUAUGGGACGUGUGACGCUUACAUCAACCUUUCUAAUUCCCUCUUCAACGCAAUUGAGGACGAAAAUGACUCUCAAGUGUCAAGGGUUCUAGAAUCCAACAAGGAGCUCGCAAAAGAAAUCAUCCAAACAACUGUUUAUAUUCAGAACUUCGGUGAAGGUACCGUGUUCCACGCUGCUGCAUACUACGGACACUGUAAUAUCGUAAGAACAUUUCUUAAACACGGGGUUGAUGUGAAUAUGAAGGACAGUAGAAAUCGUACUGCACUUCAUGCAGCGGCUGUAAGAGGUUUAUUAAACAUGGUGUCAUACCUUAUUAAAGAACAAAGCGUCAUUGAUACCAAGGACAGAUGGGGACAGACUCCCCUCCACAAAGCCUGUAGCUAUGGAUACACAGAUGUCGCGAUGGUUUUGCUUAAAAAGGGAGCCCAUCCAGAGUAUAUGGAUAACUUUGGAAGAACCCCUUUGGAUGUUUCGGUUUUGAUGGGUCAUUCUCACACCGCCGAAUUUCUUAUAAAAUUUCUGGAAAGUCAUCAAAAUGAGAGUUAUUCCUGCGAUAAAUCUGAGAACAAAAUCCGCAAGAACUCCAAGAAUAUAGACUCCCAAAACUCAAUAAGUAAAGACUCCGAGGACUCUAAGCUAAAUGCCUCUAAAACCUCUGAGAGUAACGCCUCCCAAACCAUUGACAGUAACAGCUCACAGAUAUCUGAAAGUAACGCCCCUCAAAAAUCUGAUCAUGAGAGUAACGCAUUACAAACCACUGAGGAUAACGCCUCCCAAAGUUCUGAAAGUAACGUCUGUGACGAUGAAGCGGGGAAUAACGCCUGCAAAAAUGAUAAUGUUGCGGACCCAAACUCUGAGAGUAACUCAUUUGGUAACAAUGAGAGUAAUGCAUGAUGUCAUGUUAGCAAAGGAUAUAUACGAAUAUAAAAUUAUAGAGGGAUUAGUAUUAAUAUGCUACACCCCAAUUUCAGAUAUGUUUUUAGAUCACUUAACAUGAGCAGGCUUUAACACGUGAUCAACAGGAAUUUUGGUGUUGUCAAGCUUUUUGGAGGGGGUGUACCUCUCUUAUAUUCAUUAUACACGACAAUUUUGAUACAAAUAAUUGUCUUGAUACAAAGAUAUAUGCUUUCAACAUAAUUUCAAAUUACAUCGAAGCUGAGAGAGACGGUUAAUCAACGAACAUCAUAGCAGCUCGUCGAUCGUUUUGUACUUUGUGCUUUAUCGCUGGCUUGCUAGUGAAGUAAUCGCCGUAAACCCUGGUCACAGUGAACUAUUAAAUAAUACUAGAAAACUUGGCAAAUGUUGGCUGAAGAAUUAUAAUGAACACUCUACCCACUGGCGCGAGUAGCAACAGUAUUUCAGACAAUGAUAUUAGGGCCUUAACAACAUCAGUAUCUUCAGCAAAGAGUCUUUGUAACGUUAAUGUACAUUUAUAGUAUGUAUUACUGUUGAAACAGUUUUCCAGGUUCUAAUUUGAAAUAAUACAUAAAGAUUUUAAGUUCCAAGUGUUUAUUUUUCCAUGUUAAAAUUAAUUAGUUACACUCAGUUAAUAAUAUCCAAUGUUAAAACAGUCCCGAUCAUGAGAUGUAAUUAGGGAAUGCUUCACAUACCUAUAAAAGAUGCAAGCCAAUAUAAGUACAUGAACUAAAGAGGAAUAAAGAAU
Molecule: messenger RNA, 1990 nt
Organism: Owenia fusiformis
Lineage: Eukaryota; Metazoa; Annelida; Polychaeta; Sabellida; Oweniidae
Source: the annotation of a GenBank genome assembly